GACUAGAAACGGAAGCCGAUCCCCAUGCUGUCACGUGAUUGAUCUGAAAACCGAAGGUCGUUCGGUGGUUUGGAGCUUGAGGAAGUGGUUCGUUAUCGGCGCCAUGAAACAUUAUGAGGUGGAGAUCUUGGAUGCCACGACUAAGCAGAAGCUCAGUUUUCUGGACAAGGUGGAGCCUAAUGCCACAAUUGGAGAGAUCAAGGUUAUGUUCCAUAAGAACCAUGCCCAGUGGUAUCCUGCCAGGCAGUCCUUCAGACUGGAGCCGAAAGGGAAGUCACUGAAGGACGAAGAAAUCUUGCAGAGUCUCCCUGUUGGUACCACAGCCACUUUUUACUUCAAAGACCUCGGUGCUCAGAUUGGGUGGGUCACGGUGUUCCUCACGGAGUAUGCUGGGCCUUUGUUAAUUUACCUGCUGUUCUAUUUCCGGCUGCCGUUUAUUUAUGGUCCUAAACAUGCUUUCACCUCAAGUCCACAUUCGGUUGUACACCUUGCCUGUAUUUGCCACUCCUUCCACUACAUUAAGAGGCUGCUAGAGACGUUAUUUGUUCACCGCUUCUCCCAUGGCACCAUGCCAUUGCGCAACAUCUUUAAGAAUUGUACAUACUACUGGGGCUUUGCUGCUUGGCUGGCAUAUCACAUCAACCACCCACUCUACACGCCUCCUGCCUAUGGAGAUAAGCAGGUGAAAAUAGCAUUUGCCAUAUUUCUGUUCUGUCAAAUAGGGAACUUCUCAAUCCAUGUAGCACUGAGGAAUCUUCGGCCGGCAGGCUCCAAGACACGCAGGAUUCCCUUCCCAACAAAGAACCCCUUUACCUGGCUCUUCCUCUUGGUGUCUUGUCCCAACUACACCUAUGAGGUGGGCUCCUGGAUUGGCUUCACCGUGAUGACACAGUGCCUGCCAGUUGCAUUGUUCACCCUGGUUGGGUUCAUCCAGAUGGCGAUCUGGGCAAACAGCAAGCACCGCAGCUACCUGAAGGACUUCCGUGAUUAUCCGCCUCUGCGCACACCCAUCAUCCCCUUCGUCCUGUAGAAGCUGGACUCUGCCAGUCGGGGCAGGGAGGGGGCUUUGUGAAUCCCCUACCCCUCCCUCUCCUCUCGUCUUUCUGUCUCCCUGUCCUUUCUGCAAAAAAAAACCAAUCACAAGCUUCUGCAGCACCCUCUGGUUACACAGUCCUGCGUUUUCUCCCUGAUCUUGUGAUUGAGAACCCACUGGGGUGAUCUUGACUUUCAAUGCUGUGUCUCAGGGCUUGGAUGGAACGUUUCAGGGAGGGCAGCUGCUCUAAGAAUAUUAAAACUCCGGUUCUGCUAGGAUGCUUGAAGACUUCCUCCAUAUUUCAAACUUAGAGGACAGGGUCUCCUUGAAAUCGUGCUGCUGUGUUGCAUUCCCAUGUCCUAUAAUUGUCAGGGCAGUUGGAACAUGGACUGUUGGUCCUUGUACAAAUAUUGCUGCUUACUUCACCCUAUUUCGCCUUUGCCUGCCUCAUAACCCCCUUUGCACCCUAAUUUACUGCUAGCCUCCUCUCACUGUUGGACACCUGGACAAUGUAGUCUUAAAGAUACUCAGUAGUGAGGCAGAGCAGAUCCCUUUCAUCUGGUACACCAAGCUUUGUACCUGUUUCCCACGUGUUCUCCAUCAGUGUGAGAUGAAGCUGUUUGUACUCUCAUCCCUGUAGUUUAAAUGUCUGGCAGCCCAAGCCCUGUGAGCUGUGCUUGUGAGUGUGUCCUGUCUCUGAACUUUGGGAUUUGUUAGAAUCAGCAGCUGCUUUUAGUGGUUGUUACAGAGGUUUCAACUACACUGUUGGGAGAUCUGGGCAAUGUUAGUUGUGUGUUGUGGGUUCUGGUGGCUGCUUGGUGUCAACGAUUCCUUUUCACAGGAAAUCCUGGCGGCCCUGGAGCUGCACAGAAGUCUUCACUAAGGGCCCCAGAAAAUGAAAGGGUGGGACAGGAGCUCUAGUUUCCAGCCUAUCCCCACUGCCAAUCAACUCUGCACACUCUGAUCCUUCAUAUCAGAGUGGAGGGAGCUUCUCCUGUGUCUAAUCCCUGCUGUAGCUGUCUGGGAUUGUCUGAUAGACUGGAACACAUUCAGGUGUUCGGGAAGAACUGGGUGGGUUGCAGGGCUUUGGUCACAGAUCUCCGUGAUAGGGAUGAGACCAGAUCACUUUCAUUAUUGCUGGCACUGUGUUUGGCCUCCCACCCCCACACUUCCUAGAUUUCUUUCUCUCCGUCACCCCUGACUUUUAUUUUUCUCUGACAAAUUGACGAGGAGCAGUUACAGCCCCUUGUGAUGGAGCAAAUGAACAAUAAGACCAAAGCAGGUCCCAGCACUGAAUAUCAGCAGAGACCUCAUCCUGCUGAGAAAUCUCAUUUGCACUGUGUAGUAGGGUUGGGGUAGGGCAGGGGGAUUAAGAAUAUCGGUGUGGAGUUUUCCUGGCUUAGUUUAACUGUGAGGCUGCAUGAGGAAUUCAUUCAACUUCUGUUUCUUGCACUCUGAUUGAAUCGCUGCUCCUCAUAAUUUUAAGUCUUAAUAUCAACGGUGCGACUAACUGCUGUCUAUGUGUAAUGGCGACGCAUUGCGCGGUUUCGAUACUCCUGCUAUCUGCUAAAUGUCGUUCAAUGAUGUUCUGGUAAUUGUAUCUGUGGCUUACUGGGGAAGAUUGGGCUUUCAGAUAACAACUUUAGAUUCUGGUGAUUCAUUCUUUGUGAUAGGAGAUUAAAGGAACAAUUUUCUUCAAACUCUGCACAUAAGCAAUAAUUAUUCUGUUUCUUUGUAAACAAUAAACUUCAUUCGUCUGGUA
Molecule: messenger RNA, 2795 nt
Organism: Hypanus sabinus (Atlantic stingray)
Lineage: Eukaryota; Metazoa; Chordata; Chondrichthyes; Myliobatiformes; Dasyatidae
Gene: tecrb
Product: trans-2,3-enoyl-CoA reductase b
Exons: 13
Coding region: 104-1030 (308 amino acids)
Biological process (GO): very long-chain fatty acid biosynthetic process
Molecular function (GO): oxidoreductase activity, acting on the CH-CH group of donors
Source: RefSeq, a predicted model, not a curated record